AUGAAGGUCCAUUAUGCCUUGACUUUUGAGGAGGAAGUCAGGUACAUAUGGAGGGAACCAAAGAACGGAUUUGGAGUGGUCGUCUUCUUCCUUAAUCGAUAUCUCGUGCCCCUUCUACUAGCGUUCGAUCUCUCCGGUGCGCUCGCACCCAACCCUAGCCUCCAAUACUGCGUAUUCUGGUAUCUUCUAGAAGAGUUCGGCGCCAUCUUUAGCAUUGCACUAGUGGAAAUUAUUCUGAUGACCCAGGCAUGGGUGCUGUACGGCGGGGACAAAAAGAUGAAGAUCGUGCUGUGGACGCUGUUGGGGAUGUGCUUCGCGGCUUCGUUUAUUCUGAUUGGAAUCGGCUCGACUGAGGUGACGGUUGGAGCAAGCAAGAACCCCGGUGCUCCAGGCUGCGUGGCUAUUCUCACUGCGCAUGUACAGUUCUGGCAGUUCUGGUCCCCAUGGAUGUUCCUAUCUAUCGUCGUAUUUGUCCUUACCAUUGCGAGGGCACACGCUCAUGCAAAGGGAGACGUGACCACACAUCUUGGCGAAGCGAUCAUGCGAGAUGGAAUCUACUAUUUUGGCAUCAUAGCGGUUGCAUCCACCAUCACUGUCGUCAUCUUCGUGGCUGCACGUGUCUCUCUGCAGUCUUUCGCAGUCCCCUGGUUCCAAGUGAUCGCCUCUAUCAGCGGUAGCCGCUUGUUACUCAACAUGCGCCGCGUCCGUGCGGAGACAAUCACCCAGUACGUGCCCGUCACCAGGGCCAGGCGAAGACCGCCGUUCGACUACAACAGUCUCUCCUCUUUCUCUGCCCACCGCAGGCUCACUAGUAGCCAACGACCGCUCUUCCUCGGAUCGCCCAACAGCCAGGCUACCUGGAACUACAGCCCAAGUGGGCUCGAGACACCUGAUACGAGUCCGUUCCCCGAGUAUCCGCAAAUGCACAGACGUGCAUCUUUGGACUGAUUUUUUUUGGACUGAACAUAUCGCACCACAUCUGUAUGUAUAUCAGUAUUGUAUUAGUCACGCCAGCG
This is a messenger RNA of Dacryopinax primogenitus, 1016 nucleotides long. RefSeq lists its product as uncharacterized. Bases 1 to 948 code for a protein of 315 amino acids. The transcript has 7 exons. The record is from RefSeq and is a predicted model, not a curated record. NCBI's taxonomy places the organism in Eukaryota, Fungi, Basidiomycota, Dacrymycetes, Dacrymycetales, Dacrymycetaceae.